AUGAGAUAAAAUGAUAAACAUCCUGUCAAAUCAAAAAUUCCUGUUGCAAAAGGCAAACAUGCUUUUGAGUGUGGAGGCCAAACAUUUGUGGUGGAUGAGAAAUAUGAAUUCAUUAAACAAAUAGGACAAGGAGCUUAUGGGGUAGUAUGCUCUGCUAAAAACAAAAAAAAUGGAUAGAUGGUUGCAGUUAAGAAAGUAUCUAAAUUAUUUAAUCUGGUGGAUGCUAAAAGAAUAGUGAGAGAGAUUAAAUUGCUAAAGUUUUUUGAUCAUGAGAACAUUAUUUCUUUAGUGGAUUUACCUAGACCGGAAUCAAAAACAGGAUUCAAUGAUAUUUAUAUAAUUACAGACUUAAUGGGCACAGAUUUGCAUAAAGUCAUUUAUUCAUCAUAAGCUUUGACAGAUGAACAUAUCUAAUAUUUUGCUUAUUAAAUGUUAAGAGGGUUACUUUACAUACAUACAGCAAAUGUUAUACAUAGAGAUUUGAAGCCUAGCAAUAUCCUAUUGAAUAAGGAUUGCGACUUAAAAAUUUGUGAUUUAGGAUUAGCCAGAGGAUAUGAAUCCGAGGAAGAAUUUAAAACGGAAUAUGUGAUUACAAGAUGGUAUAGGGCACCAGAAGUUAUUUUGAAUGCAUCUGAAUAUACAAAGGCAGUUGAUAUCUAUGCUGCAGGAUGUAUUAUAGCAGAGCUUUUAGGUCGUACCCCAUUAUUUCCAGGUGAGGACUAUUUAGAUUAAGUAUAGAGGAUUAUUUCGGUCUUAGGAACACCAACUCCCGAUGAUAUGAAAUACAUAGGAAAUCCAAAUGCGAUAAAUUACAUUAAAAGUUUGCCUAAAAGAACGAAGCAGUCAUUCGCUCAACUCUAUCCUAAAUCUAAUCCAAAAGUUUGUGAAUUAUUAACUAAAAUGAUAACAUUUAAUCCAGAUAAAAGAUACACUGUCGAAUAAUGUUUGGAACAUGAUUAUUUUGAUGGAUUACAUAAUCCAGAGGCUGAACCAAGAUGUGACAAGGUUUUUGAUUGGGGUUGGGAUAACUUUGAGUUAAAAAGAGAAACUUUAUAAAAAAUGGUUUAUGAAGAAUCUUUAUAAUUUAAUCCUGUGAAAUUGUGA
Molecule: messenger RNA, 1104 nt
Organism: Paramecium tetraurelia
Lineage: Eukaryota; Ciliophora; Oligohymenophorea; Peniculida; Parameciidae
Exons: 5
Biological process (GO): protein phosphorylation; intracellular signal transduction
Cellular component (GO): cytoplasm; nucleus
Molecular function (GO): ATP binding; protein serine/threonine kinase activity
Source: RefSeq, a predicted model, not a curated record